AUGGUCUACAACGUUCGUACCAAGAAGAUUAAGCGCUCACGGAACGUCAUUUUCAAUGAGAAUCCAUCUCCGGCAAGUCUGCCUGACCCUGCCUAUAAUCUUAAUAUUACAGGCAUAAACCAAGAUCAUAAACAUAAUUCACAGGAUCGUCAUAUCCCAAUCGAUUUCCUACGGCCUCACCUCGAGAAUCCGUUCAACAUACAAUCUACCUCCCCACCCUCUCCUACCGUCGAAGAUAAUCCUAAGGAUCAAUCGCAAACGAGGGCUCCGAAUACUCUCGACCCGUCGAAUCCCGCGCUCUUUAAAGAAGAUCUUACAUACUUUCGUCAAGUCAAAGAUCUAGAUUUCUACGAAGUCUAUACCGUUAUCGCUAAGCCGAUAUCUUUCAAGGUUUUCGCUGCAGUUGCUGCGGCAAAAGGAUGGUAUCUACAUCAUAUAGAUAUUAUUACUGCCUUUCUCUACGCUGAAUUGAAGGAACCAAUUGAGAUUGAACUGCCUGAGAUUCAAAGAGAAGAGUAUCCUGAUCAUAUUGGGCUGCUGAUGAAGACGAUCUACGGAUUGAAACAGAGCCCUCGGGAAUGGUAUUCACUACUCCAUGAUGUCCUGGUAUCUAUAGGGUUUGACCGUACCCAGUCAGAUCACUCUAUCUUCGUCAAAAGACAACAUGGUGGUUCACCACUCUAUGUCAUGGUGUAUGUGGAUGACUUGCUAGUCCUUUCUCCAUCGGAAGACGCUAUUCAACAGUUCAAAAGCGCUAUUUCAAAGCACUUUGACACUUCCGACAAGGGCAAGCUUCAACGAUAUCUCGCGAUCAACGUUCACUAUGCUAAUGGCAUCAUACACUUGUCGCAAGCCGACUAUGUUGAUAAGAUCCUCGUCCGCUUUAGUCUUGAAAACUGCAAGCCAGUUAUUACGCCUAUGGAUAAAAAGCAAGCUUUAAUCCCGUUCGAAGGCACUGCAACGAAGGGACAGAUACAUGAAUACCAGACGAAAAUCGGCACCUUGAUCUGCGAGAAAGGACUUUCCACAUCUGGUUUCUUGUUCAAAAUGGCUGGCGGAGCUAUUUCUUGGACGUCGAAAAAGCAACCCUGUGUUGCUCUGUCUACUACCGAGUCAGAAUACAUCGCCGAGUCUCUCGCAGUACAGGAGGCAAUCUGGUUAAUCCAGUUGCUUACGGAGCUUGGAAUCGAAGGGUUUCUCAGCAAGCCAAUCCCCAUUUAUGCGGAUAACAACGGAGCUAUUGCUCUCGCUUCCAAUCCGGAAUUUCAUGCUGCGACGAAACACAUCGCCAUCCGUUUCCACAGGCUGCGCGAAGAGGUUGCCGCCGGCAACGUCAAAUUUGUCAAGAUCCCGACUGCCGACAUGGCAGCGGAUGGACUGACUAAACCCCUUGGCAAAACGCUAUUCAAGCGCUGGAUCAUCCAAAUGGGCCUCACGGUCUAUAAAAAUGGUUGA
Molecule: messenger RNA, 1455 nt
Organism: Penicillium expansum
Lineage: Eukaryota; Fungi; Ascomycota; Eurotiomycetes; Eurotiales; Aspergillaceae
Product: Ty1/Copia family ribonuclease HI
Exons: 3
Coding region: 1-1455 (484 amino acids)
Source: RefSeq, a predicted model, not a curated record